CCGUCUUCAACUGAAUUUGAGGGGAGAGAGAUGAAAACACAUUCCCCACGAACCAGUUUUGUAGAGAGAGGAAAUUUCAAUCGUGAUCAUCCAAAUCCCUUCACCGAUUGCCAAGUGACCAAAAUCCGCCAUUAUCUCUUCGCAAACUGGCUGUCGAUUUCUAUGAGCGCUUCCUAUCGCAUUUGUUGGUGAUGAAGAAUGUUGAUCGGAAAAAGGGUUUGCUUUUGAUGUGACAUGGCGCUUCUGCUGGCCGUCGUUAAUACCCAAGAUGUCGCUUUACAUUGGUCGCGAGGCUUCAAAGUUAUGGAAGAGAAUUUGUACAGAGGCCUCAACAGAAAUCGCUCUUCUCGGUGAAAAUUGGAAGUAUAUUUUAGGUGGACUCAUAUUUCAGUACAUCCAUGGACUGGCAGCUCGAGGAGUUCAUUAUUUACAUAGGCCUGGUCCGACACUUCAAGAUCUAGGCUUCUUUCUUCUUCCAGAGCUUGGGCCGGAGAAAGCUUACAUGAGUGAAACUGUAUUUAGCAUUAUUUUUUUGUCUUUCAUCUUGUGGACUUUUCAUCCUUUCUUCUCAAAGAGCAAGAAAAUCUUUACUGUUUUGAUAUGGUGCAGGGUACUAGCGUUCUUAGUUGCUUGUCAAACCCUGAGGAUAAUAACUUUUUAUUCGACACAGCUACCCGGUCCAAAUUAUCACUGCCGAGAAGGCUCGAAGCUUGCUAGGCUGCCUCGCCCUGAUAAUAUUUUAGAAGUUCUAUUAAUUAAUUUUCCUCGCGGAGUGCUUUAUGGCUGUGGCGAUCUAAUAUUUUCAUCCCACAUGAUAUUCUCUCUCGUCUUUGUGCGCACAUUCCAUAAAUAUGGCAUUCAUAGAUUUGUAAAGAAUUGUGCUUGGUUGACUGUGGUGGCUCAGAGCUUAUUGAUUAUUGCUUCGCGUAAGCAUUACACCGUUGAUGUUGUUGUAGCAUGGUACACCGUGAAUUUGGUGGUGUUCUUCGUAGACAAGAAAUUGCCAGAACUGCCCGAUCGCUCGAGUAGCUCCAUGUCGCAGUUGCUUCCACUGAGCAAAGACACAAGGAUAAGAGACGAGCACCAUAGACCCUUGAGUGGUAGCUCUGGGGAUUCCUCCGACUGGAGACCGCGGACACAAAUAAAUGGAAAGAAUACGGAAGAAGGAUACAAUGAAUCAGAUCUAAGCAGUGCAUAGUCAACGAACGAGACAUUGUUGCAACUGUCCAUUUCCUCCAUUGGUCCGAUUGUCUCAUGGAAAGUCACCAUAGCUAUUCCUCGAGGCCCGAUAGCAUCACCUGUAAUCUUAUAGAUCAUGUAUUCUUGGUUAGAUUUACAAAGUUUACAUAGUCAUAGUCACUCAGAGUGCUAUCAAUUUCACUUGCAGUAACCAUAAUGCAUCAAGCAAUUUCAAAGUUUUGAUUUU
Molecule: messenger RNA, 1426 nt
Organism: Salvia hispanica
Lineage: Eukaryota; Viridiplantae; Streptophyta; Magnoliopsida; Lamiales; Lamiaceae
Product: phosphatidylinositol:ceramide inositolphosphotransferase 1-like
Biological process (GO): ceramide biosynthetic process
Cellular component (GO): Golgi membrane; trans-Golgi network; plasma membrane
Molecular function (GO): ceramide cholinephosphotransferase activity; sphingomyelin synthase activity; inositol phosphoceramide synthase activity
Source: RefSeq, a predicted model, not a curated record